Molecule: messenger RNA, 1626 nt
Organism: Alnus glutinosa
Lineage: Eukaryota; Viridiplantae; Streptophyta; Magnoliopsida; Fagales; Betulaceae
Product: mannose-1-phosphate guanylyltransferase 1
Exons: 5
Coding region: 202-1287 (361 amino acids)
Biological process (GO): GDP-mannose biosynthetic process; cell wall mannoprotein biosynthetic process
Cellular component (GO): cytoplasm
Molecular function (GO): mannose-1-phosphate guanylyltransferase (GTP) activity; GTP binding
Source: RefSeq, a predicted model, not a curated record
ACCUGACCUCAACCAACACCCUUCACAGCUCAGAGUCUCAGAACAUUCACCGACGGUAAAGACCGUUGGUGUGUUAUAAAAACUAAGAGCGCGAGCAACUCACUUUGUCGACUCAGUUCUGACUCGUCCGGAUCUCGAGCUUAGAAUCGGUUCAGGGUCGCGAUCCGGUGAAAUCAAAGGAAAAGCAAGGAGCAUAUCACAAUGAAGGCACUUAUUCUCGUUGGAGGGUUUGGGACAAGGCUGAGGCCAUUGACGCUCAGUGUCCCUAAGCCACUUGUUGAUUUUGCUAACAAACCGAUGAUCCUUCAUCAGAUUGAGGCUCUGAAGGCUAUUGGAGUCAGUGAAGUGGUUUUGGCUAUCAAUUAUCAACCAGAGGUGAUGUUGAACUUCUUGAAGGAUUUUGAAACAAAUCUUGGGAUCAAGAUCACUUGCUCACAAGAGACUGAACCGCUUGGCACGGCUGGUCCUCUGGCUCUUGCUAGGGACAAACUAAUAGAUGAUUCUGGUGAGCCCUUUUUUGUCCUCAACAGUGAUGUUAUCAGUGAAUACCCCCUCAAGGAAAUGAUUGCAUUUCACAAAGCUCAUGGAGGAGAAGCUUCCAUAAUGGUCACCAAGGUGGAUGAGCCAUCAAAAUAUGGUGUGGUGGUGAUGGAAGAAUCUACCGGGAAAGUUGAGAAAUUUGUAGAAAAACCAAAAUUAUUUGUUGGUAACAAAAUCAAUGCUGGAAUUUACCUGUUGAAUCCCUCAGUUCUGGAUAGAAUUGAACUGAGGCCCACCUCAAUUGAGAAAGAGGUCUUUCCAAAGAUUUCAUCAGAGAACAAGCUGUUUGCUAUGGUGCUACCGGGAUUUUGGAUGGACAUUGGACAACCUAGGGAUUACAUCACAGGGCUGAGACUCUACCUAGAGUCUUUGAGAAAGAACUCUCCAUCAAAGUUGGCCACUGGCCCCCACAUUGUGGGAAAUGUUAUAGUGGAUGAGUCUGCCAAAAUCGGCGAGGGAUGUCUGAUUGGGCCUGAUGUUGCAAUCGGUCCCGGUUGUGUUGUUGAGUCGGGAGUUAGACUCUCUCGCUGCACGGUUAUGCGGGGAGUACGUGUCAAGAAGCACGCUUGCAUUUCCAGCAGUAUCAUUGGAUGGCACUCAACUGUUGGACAAUGGGCCCGAGUCGAGAACAUGACCAUUCUUGGAGAGGAUGUACAUGUAUGUGAUGAAAUUUACAGUAAUGGUGGUGUGGUUUUGCCCCACAAGGAGAUCAAAUCCAGCAUUUUGAAGCCAGAGAUAGUUAUGUAGUCCUUUGUGUUCAGUAAGUUGUAAGUUAUUGCUUCUGAAAUGUGUUUGUUCCUUUCUCCCCCCCCCCCCCCCCCCCCCCCCCCCCCUUUCCCUUCUCCACAAUUUUUAAAAGUCAGUUAUUUUCAAGUUUGAGUGAUGUGAGUUAAAAAGUUGAAGGGUCAGCAACUUUUAUGAAGGGCAUAAAUUUGCACAUUUGUGUGACGUGUAAUCUUUAGUGUAUAUAUAGGAAUAAAUUAUUUGUUGGUUUAUCCAGCUUUGUGUAACUUAUCAAGAUGAAUAUUAUUUGUGACAUUUUUAAUCAGAUGAUCGGUACAAUGUAUUCUAUGAUAUGCUCUUGAA